This is a messenger RNA of Stegastes partitus (bicolor damselfish), 1098 nucleotides long. The record is from RefSeq and is a predicted model, not a curated record. NCBI's taxonomy places the organism in Eukaryota, Metazoa, Chordata, Actinopteri, Pomacentridae.
UCUUCAUUAUCCCUCAGCAGAGUCGACCAGCAGAGUUCAGAGGUUCCCUGUGGUCAGUCUGACCGGCAGCAUCACCUGGACUCCAUAUUUAUGCUGCUGGAGGACAACAUUGUCACUUUUGUGAAGAACGAGCUGAAAAAUAUGCAGAAAGUUCUGAGUCCAGAUUACCCAGAAUCCUUAUACAGUCAGAGAGAGGAUGAGGAAGAAGAGCAAAGGAGGAGCAGCAGAGAGGCAUUCCUGCAGAUCACAUUGUUCUUCCUGAGACAGAUGAAACAGGAUAAACUGGCUGACCGUCUGCAGAGCAAAUCUCUGUUAACAUGCCAGCAUAGACUCAAAUCUGACCUCAAGAAGAAGUUCCAGAGUGUGUUUGAGGGCAUCGCUAAAGCAGGACAGGGGACCCUCCUGAAUGAGAUCUACACAGAGCUGCACAUCACAGAGGGAGGGACUGCAGAGGUCAAUGAGGAACAUGAGGUCAGACAGAUUGAAGCAGCAUCCAGGAGAGCAGCCAGAGCAGAAACAAGCAUCAGACCAGAAGACGUGGAGCUGGAGGGUUGGGUGCGUCUGUGGGAAAAUCCCAACGGCAUUCCAGAAGCUGACAUACCCUGGCUCAAAGAGGACACGGAGAGAGGGCUGUUCACGCCUGUACAAGUGUACAAGGACAGCAAAGGCCUGUUGAAGAGGCGCCAGGUGAUGAAGUUGGACCGCAUGUGGUUUUACCCACCAGACCCUCCAGGCUACAUCAGAGGUGGCCCUCCAACUCCACAGCUCUUUUUCCGGAGCCGCGUCUUUGUGUGGCGCCCUGUUGGAGUGUGGAGGUACUCACUGAAGUGUCCUCGAGGGGAUGAGUGUGUGGGUAGAGGACAGAACGUGCACCUCUACAAGUCUGGCUACCAUCAUCGGGUACGUCACAUCUGUGAUGUGUCCAAUUGGUACACAGUGAUCACGGAGGUGCUGUGUUGUGGAGCUUGCACAAAGGCAGCCAGGAGCGGCAGAGAAAGUGGCAAGUGGGGUCGGUGGCUUGCGUGGGAUCCCGCUAUUUUGUCCCAACUUAGCGAAGCUCAUCAAGCCAUGUUUCCUGCCAUCCUCACCAGCAAGUAA